UCCCCGGUGCUCGAUAUGUCUGGUCAGACGUCAAACAAGGUUCUUUUCCAGGUGCAUUUUGUUGUUCUAGGAAAGAUUGUGUUGUCUUUGCCUUUAUUUGGAUUUGCUUUUUGUGUGAUAUGGUCUCUGAUAAAUAAUUUUGAGUCGUCGACAGCCACUCACUGCAGGGUAGCUAAUUACCUGCCAUCUAUCUCGUCAGCUAUAGGAGGGUACACACCCCAGAGAUAUGUUUGGAGGAUAUGUGUGGCACUUCAUUGUUCCCCACGUCUCAUGGUUGCUGUCGCCUAUUACAAUUUCCAUACACAAGUUCAUGUAGGACAGAAAAACAGCCUGUACCAGUCGCUGUCUGCUCUCACAAGUCUGCUUCACAUCCUUGAAAACCUGGCUCUUGUUGGCCUGUCAUUUAUCUCUUCCUCUGAGAAUCAUGGUGCCCAUGAGAAACUUUUUGUGACGUUUAUGGUGACUUCGUUAUUAUAUAUGCUGUUAUCCUGCAUUCUUUUCAAAUGGGGUCGCACAGCUAAUGGAAUCAAUAUGAGUGUUAAGGAGAGGACCUCAUUCAACUACAAAGUUGGCCUGUUUCUGUUUAACAUCAUAUCAUUCCUGAUCGCUGUUUACCUCUUCAUCAGACAUAAUGCAUACUGUGAACCAGGCAUUUACAGCCAGUUUGCACUAUGUGAGUACAUGGUUGUGGUAUCCAAUAUUCUCUUCCACGGAACUGCCAUCCUUGACUUCAGAUGUUCUGUUAUAUCUUUAGCUAUCGUUAAUCAGAGACAGGGAACUUCAUUACCCAGGUAGCAUGUAUCUGGUAUUACGUGAUUUGUGAGAAUUUUCACUGUCAACAUUGUAUUUGAUUUGCUACACAAUGACUAAUCCGUCUGCUUUCACGGCCUUCUAACAUGUCCUUUCCACAGUAGUCAUGAUGAUUCUAAUGACUCAAAGUUACCUCACACAUAGGUUACACAAGGAGUGGUAUUAAACAUCAGAUUUUUAGUUCACCUGAGAUGAAGUCUCAGUUGACCUAUUGCAGUCGCCUUUUGUCCGGCGUCGUGUGUCAUCCGUCGUAAACAAUUUACAUUUUCAACUUCUUCUCAACUACCAACAGGCCUAGAUACCUGAUAUUGG
Molecule: messenger RNA, 1122 nt
Organism: Pecten maximus
Lineage: Eukaryota; Metazoa; Mollusca; Bivalvia; Pectinida; Pectinidae
Product: post-GPI attachment to proteins factor 2-like
Exons: 5
Coding region: 16-795 (259 amino acids)
Biological process (GO): GPI anchor biosynthetic process
Cellular component (GO): Golgi membrane; endoplasmic reticulum membrane
Source: RefSeq, a predicted model, not a curated record